This is a messenger RNA of Capronia coronata CBS 617.96, 2016 nucleotides long. RefSeq lists its product as uncharacterized. The transcript has 2 exons. Bases 1 to 2016 code for a protein of 671 amino acids. NCBI's taxonomy places the organism in Eukaryota, Fungi, Ascomycota, Eurotiomycetes, Chaetothyriales, Herpotrichiellaceae. The record is from RefSeq and is a predicted model, not a curated record.
AUGCAGCUGGAGUGCAGCAAGCCCGACUCUCCAGUUCCCCUGGGACAGAGGCGGCGAGGCUUUGGCUCAAUCAGGUCUCGACAGAAAUGGGUGCCUUCGCCCCUCCGGCCUGACGGCGACGACAAAGGUUCUCAGCCGGGGAUAUCGCCGCGCUCGGCGGCUACACCAGCGUCGAAGCCCGUCGUUCCACCUCAGCCGGCACCGGAUGCCGUCGUACCAUGUCUUGAGAGUGCCACAAUGGCUGCGACCGGCGACUUUGACUCUUCAGUGGAUAUGCAACCGGUGCCGUCGACAACGGCAGCCAUCCAAAACCCCUUCCCACAGAACCUUGAGUUAGGCUCCAACCCUAGCAAUUUCGUCUAUGACGAGCCUUGGUUGCCCGAGGGAGUCCCAUCGCAGGUGGCCACGGCCGGUGAGAGCCCCUGGGAUCCCGCUCUGGCCGAAUUUCUCAAUCAAGGUUUCGACUUGUACGUAGCUAACGACACUUGGGACACCACCGCGUGGGCGGAUUUCCAACCCCCCGUAGCCUGGCAGACUUCGCCCGGGGACCUUGGUACAAGUCAGCUCGUGCAGCGGGAGAAUCAUACACCGACCCUACCACAAUGUGACAUGACUCUGCUGCCACCGUUUGAUACCAUGAAAGACUCGAUCCAGUCUCUUCCCCAUCCACAGGCGUCGACACCUUCGGCAAUCAGCUCCUGGCCGGCUCCAGCCGACUUCCCGUGCGUCGAGAGGCUCAACUCUGUGGAGUGCAGGGCAUUGGAUUAUUACCGCUCUCGAUUCUCCCCUUCACGAAGUCUCAAACCUUUCGCAUCGUCCUCGUACGCACUCUUCUUGCGCUUGGCUCGCGAGAAGAAAGUCAUCUUGCAUCUCAUUCUGGCACUAUCCAUGCAGGACUUACUACAUGUUGAUCCCAAUGACAGCGGCAACGUGCGUCUUACCAGAUUAUAUCUGGAAAGAGGGAUGCAGACGCUACGUGAAUAUCUUGGACAGGAUGGACGGGAUCAUGUUACUGUCUUGACUGCUUUCUGGCUUCUGACCCUGUUCAUGUUGAACGGAAAAGCUUUCCCUGCUGUGACGGAGAGAACUUGGCUGAAUUCGGCUCUCACUGAGUACGUCCGAGAGAACAAUUUACAUCGGGCCUGGAGUGCUACCAUUGGCCCCGGCGGCAGGGGGAAUGAAGUCGUCAGACACCGGCCCGGAAAGAUUGAGGCGCCCACUCAUAGCCUGCUGGCUAAGCUACUCACCAUGCUCGUCUUCGGCCACGUCCAUUUGAAUUUCCGCACUUACAUUGGUCAUUUCGCGGAGCUCUUCUUCGACGACACGGAGGUGCUCCACGAUCUCACUCAGGUGUCACAAAACUACCUGCAGCUCAACCAUGGGCAUUCUUACCCGAUCGCCGAGACUCUUUGUGAUAUCGAGAGCGCAGAAUGCUAUCGAUUGUACCUCGAAGAGCACAGAUUGUAUCACUGGAUCAGCCAACUUUUCUGGAUAAAUAGUGGAGACUAUAGUGUCUUGGAACAAGCGAUCGAAAGUCUCGAAGCAAAAUGUGAUUCCUUCAUUCGAAUCACUUCGAGUCCCUUUAGUGCCCAAUCGCAAUACACUCGGCGCCAUUUCCAGAUUGACACGAUCGUUUGCGAAUUCUACGCCAUCCAAAUCUACCAUUUCCGUUGUAGAGAGCAACCGUUGACAGCGGCCAUUAGCAACGCAGCUUCCUCGUACUUGCGAAUCGCAAGUCGAAUCUGGAAAGCUGGGGUGCGGUACAGCUGGUUUAAUCGGUCGCUGUUUAUUGUUGGCAUAGAAACCACUGACCCCAUCCAUCGCGACUGGAUCCAAGAUCACAUGGCCAUCACCGAGCUGAAGCACCUUUUGUUGACCGCCUGGGCUGCUGAAGAAUCGCGGGGAAAGAGACUGGCGCCGGAGGACCUGAGGGAAAUCCUUCGAACGCAGUACCCGGGCGCAGAAUCAGGGCGGCAAGAUGAGCUCGUCUCACCCCUCGAAACGCGCGAAAGCUAG